Molecule: messenger RNA, 4929 nt
Organism: Dreissena polymorpha
Lineage: Eukaryota; Metazoa; Mollusca; Bivalvia; Myida; Dreissenidae
Exons: 6
Coding region: 262-4665 (1467 amino acids)
Source: RefSeq, a predicted model, not a curated record
CACUUAUUUGGUACAACUCUGGAAAAAGAACAUGGUACGAUUAUUGAAAAAAUACUUAAAAGUCGCUAAUAAAACAAUUCAACAGACAGGGACGCGUUAUGAGAUGCUGGAUAAGACGUCCGAGGGCAGAUGAUGAAUUCCACUCAAAAGGCCAUAUAAUCGGAGUCUAUGUUGACAAGAGGAAUGUAACAUAUCAAGGAAUGUAUGUCGUGUUUAUGCUUGUCCAUUAACAAAGUCACCAGUACAUGCUAGUAGUGCAGUAUGGCCGCUAACACACCCCUGAUCGGCGACAAGGAGACCAAUAAUUGGUUCAAAGCGUGCAUAGGACUCAAUGUUACGAAGGAAGGACUCACUAACUUUCUUUGCGCAGAAUUACAGAAAGUACACACCGUUGUUGGUAGAAGUUGUGGAAACUGCCCAAUUGAAAACCUCAUACAAUGUCCGACAAACCCAUAUUGUAACAAGAGGACACGGAAUUAUUGUCCUUUUCACAAAUCACAGAAACCGCAGCCAUGCCCAAUUUGUGAUAAUGGAAAACAUAAUAUCAUAUUACACCACAGAUAUGGUGGACCUUCCUGGAGGAACACUCGGGCGGAAAAGUGGGCACUAAAUUAUUGGGAAAUAGGCAAAUGCUACCUCCCUCCGGACGGAUACAGCAGCAUUUCCUCGGUCCAGGAAUCGGACUUUAAUGGUGUGAUAAGCAUCAUGUUGAAUUGCCUACAUUUCCAUACAUGUCUCUCCCCCUUAUGUUUAUCACCUCCACCGCCUGAUAAGCAAUGUCCUCUAGAAAAGGUCCGUCAGAUUGGCCGAGAUGUGCGACACACAUCCGACUGCAAGGUUACAGAUGCUGACUUGCAGGACUAUUUCAAGACACUGUCCACGCUCCUGGCUGACCCACAAUACUUACAACAUGAUCCUUCAGCCAUCAUAGCAUGUACAAGACUUAGUGAUUUGCAGAAUGAUCGUAUGUCCUUUGAAGAACUGGGCAAGCUGUUGAAAGAGGUCAAUCAAACGCUCGAAGAAGCAAAAAAGACCGGCAAACGUUUUUCUGAGAUUGCGGAAAGGACCUUGUCAAACCAUCUGAAGAAAUUGGAUGCUACUUAUCAGUUGGGGCUGAUACGCCUAAAAAAGAAGACAACAGUUGGGGAACAACGCCUUCAUAGCAAGACGAAAUUUGGGGAACAUCGCCUUGAAAGAAAGACACAAUUUGGGACACAGAGAAUUGAAAGCAGUGUACAGCAUGGCAUUGAGCGCAUGCAACAGGCAGCAAACAAAACUGCACAAGCAGACUACGAACGAGAAGUAGCAGAUUUUCGCCGUCGUUUGGUGGAACAUUACAAUGACACUUCGAGCAAUGUGCCUUUUUCAGUAUUGGAUCAGAGUCUUGAUAAACGUAUAACCGAUAUAUAUGCAACGCCGAAAAUGCAACGUUUUGAUAUAGCAAGUGAUGGGGAACGUGUUAAAAAGAACAAAGUACUGACAUACAAGGAACUCUUUUACACAGACGACACAAAGUCAAAUCGACGUGUAUACGUACAAGGCGAGCCCGGCAGCGGCAAGUCAACGUUUGCAGCCAAGUUAGUUCAUGAUUGGUGCGACGAAAAUCGGCCUUCAACGGCAGCUCCCAACAAAAAUGCAUCGUUUGAUGACGUGUUAAUCAUUAAAAAUUUCCAGUUCAUUUUUUUCCUCUCGUUGGGAGAAUCAAGAGGUCAGACUGAAGUAACGCAUAUGAUAAAGCAACAAAUCAUCGACACAAUGUAUUUUGAUGAAAAACGUGAUGUCAUGUACACUCUUUUACUCAGAAUAAUAGAGACGGAAAUAUGCCUUGUAAUACGUGAUGGUCUAGAUGAAUGGGUGGCUCCUGACGGUAGUGACCUUGCUGAACCUUCUAUGGCGGGAUUUCCAAAGGACAAGUGCGCGGUUCUUACAACUUCUCGACCAUGGAAACUUGCUGAUGAGCGUAUCAAGAAUUCACGGAUCGACAUCCUCGUAGAGAUCGAGGGUAUUAGCAAUUCAUAUACAUUUAGUCAAAGAGUACUGCGGUGCAUACUUGACAAGAGCAAGGAUAUUAAGACAACCGCGAGGAAAAUUAGGAGCUUCAUAGAGGAGCGUGGCUUGAAGUCAUUAUCAAAUUCGCCGAUGUUGUACACGCUUGUUAUUUGCACGUGGGUGGACACUAUGGAGGAGGAGGAACAUUUGAACGGGACUUCAUUGUGUGCAUUGUAUACUACUUUUCUUGAAAGCCUGUGUAAGAAGGCGAACGAUACAACUGGCUAUUUUAACGAUUUAAACCCUCCUCAUGUGAAGUGUUUUUCAAGAACAAGUUACCUUCGGCCUAUCAUUCAAAACGUAGAUGUCAUUUCAAAAGCUGCUUUUCAUCUUUUGUUUUCUCCUGAAAAGGAAAAGUCUAUUGUAUUCAACGAUCAGGAAUUGUCAAACUAUCUUACACCAUCUGAACAAGAGUUUGCUCUCAAAGCGGGACUGAUAUCAAAACGGAAAACCAAAAGAGCUUUUAAUUCGUCGAUCUCAUUUAUCCACAAAAGCAUUCAGGAAUUCCUGGCUGCUUAUCAUAUUGCCCACAAUGCACAUUUGGUUGAUGACGUCAUUUCCGGAUAUCUGGGACGUCAUUCGGAUGCAUAUCUCGACAUAUCCCAGGUGUUCAUAUUCCUAUGUGGACUGAACAUAUCGGCUGCCAAUAAGCUAUCUUGCAUUAUGAAUGAACAUCAUAAUAUUAAUAUGAUUGAUAAGAACGAAUUUUCAUAUGAAUACGAUACGUUUCAAAGCAUCAUAGAGGCAGGAUACACAGAGGCUGUUUCAAAUGACCAAACUGGCAUUCUCCUCAGACUCAGUCACUUUUAUAGCGAUGGGGACAACUUAAUUGUCAUGAACAACAUAUGGAGAGAAAACAAGUCCAAUGCCCUGGCUUUGAAAAUAGAGGAAGGCCUGUCUUUGGAAUUAGACUUAUACGACCUAACGUCUCUUGACAGUUCAGAUAGUUCAGAUAGUUCAUAUAGUCCAUGUUCACAUAGCGAGCCAACAUCGCAGGUUGAAUUUGACCUGUCAUCGUGCCUCAAUCUGAAAUUUUUGAUACUUCGGGGAAGCUACAUACACAUGCAAGAUUCGUCGAGUUCGGUCUCAUCGACACUUCCGGUGUGUAUUGUACUAAAUAGUGCAAAUCCAGCCAAGUGUGCAGAUCCUCCACUACUACUGCCUUGCAUAGAAUGGAUUUCAUUGGAAGAUAUUUCAUGUUCGUCUACCUGGCUACGCAGUCUGUUCAGCACAUUACUGACACUCGAGCAAAAUGCUGUGUGUGAACUGAGGAAGGUCAGUUGUCAAGGUACAUUUAUUCGUUCCGCAACAUUAUCGUUUUUAAAGAAAACAUUAGAAUACGAGAGCGAUCCUUUUUUACAAGAGUGCGUCGUUCUAUGGGAGGUUCUCCAUGGUCUGAAUAUAAAGAGCCUUAGUCUGGAUACAAGUGUAAUAAAUUGUGCAGACAUGAUGUCCCAGUCACUUUCAUCGCUCACUCAUCUGGACACGCUUAGUAUUAAAGUGGAUUAUUACAGUCCCGGUCUGUGGGGGGCUCUCCAUGGUCUGAAUAUCAAGAGUCUGAGUCUGAGUGGGUCCAAGGAUGGAGGUUUAAAGGUAAAUUACGCAGACUCGAUGUCCCAGUCACUUUCAUCGCUCACUCAUCUGGACACGCUUAGUAUUAAAGUGGAUGAUGACAGUCCCGGUCUGUGGGAGGCUCUCCAUGGUCUGAAUAUCAAGAGUCUGAGUCUGAGUGGGUCCGUGUAUAGAGGUUUAAACGUAAAUUACGCAGACUCGAUGUCCCAAUCACUUUCAUCGCUCACUCAUCUGGACACGCUUAGUAUUGUAGUGUAUGUUGACAGUCCCGGUCUGAGGAAGGCUCUCCAUGGUUUGAAUAUCAAGAGUCUGAGUCUGAAUGCUUGGCGUGGAUAUUUAAAAGAACAUAAUGCAAACUCGAUGUCCCAGUCACUUUUAUCGCUUACUCACCUGGACACGCUUAGUAUUAAAGUGGAUGUUGACAGUCCCGGUCUGUGGCAGGCUCUCCAUGGUCUGAAUAUCAAGAGUCUGAUUCUGAGUGAUCGGCACGGAAAUUGUAAUGUUAAGCAUGCAGAGACGAUAGCACAGUCACUAUCAUCGCUUAAACAGCUUGAAAAGCUUUCAAUAUUUUUGCGGACAUAUAUCGACAUAAAGCUACCUCAAUCAUUGAAGUAUUUAAAUAUCUACUACGUGACAUUGCUUCCAUCGGAAUUACACGAACUUGUGGGCACACUGUCUGCAUGUACUCGUACAGUUGAGAGUAAGCUGGAAUUCGGUUGCGCUUCUUUCAACGAUGCACGUGUAAAAUCAAUUUCACCAGAGGAAUACAUUUCAAUCCAACAAGAACUGGGGACUCUGAAUCAUGUUGCCGUGAAACGAUUCCGAAUAUUAUACCGGAGAAAAAACAAUUUUUGUGAGUAUGAUGCCGCAUCUCCUUGGUCCGUACGUGGCAUUGGUGGUGUCCAAGACGAUAAUACGGAUGAUGAUAAUGUAAACGAUGUUGCAUAUAAAAGCUUCGUUACCGCAACCGACGACUCAAUAAGCAAUGGAAUCAUUAAUCGAAUUGCAAUGCGACUUCUGAUUACUCCAUCCUCAAACUCAUGAAUCGUCGAUAAAUGCGACUGCAACACGUGAUAAUAACGAGAACAAUUGUAUUCAUUAUGUCUGGAAUAUUUUAAAUAAGAAUGAUAUAUCUCUCUUGGAUAGCAUACAUAGACAGUAGGCAUUGUAAAACAUUAAUUCAACAAGUUUAAAUAAUCUUAACAUUUUUGUGAUGUGUUAUUGGUGUGUAAAUGUUAUAAAUGGAAAAUGUUUGAUGAAAUGCAUGCCAAUUUUGUAAAAGUAUUUAAAGUAUACAAACACCAUAAA